AUGUUGAUUAAAAGUUUAAUCUUCGCGCUUUUGGUAUCGGCGGUUGUUGGUGAUGGAGCAGCUAGAAAUGGGAGCAACGUUAAGUUGUCUAGGAGGAAGAGGUAUCUGGUGUUUCCAGAGGGAAGUUCCUUACAAUUAGUCUUUUGCUUGACAACUCCUAUAAUUGGAUAUGCUACAAUCUUCACAAUCGGCUGGACGGCGGCUUUGGCCUGGGAAUUACCCUCAGAUCCUCAUAUGCUUAUAAGGAAACCAGGGAAAAUAGUGAACGUGAUUUCGAAUCGUAAGGAUGUCGUGAAGCCUAUAUUCAAAGAGAAACUAAGCCCCACGCCUAUAAAGUACAAGGAAAGCUACAACUCACCCAACUACAAGAUAUCGAGUCGUCCAGCUUACUACUUCAAUUCGUACCCAGAAUUGAGUAAAUACCAGACGAUACCCACGUACAGCAAAUACAACACGCUCAACAUGUCUCCUUACAAGUCUUCGAUUAACAGGAAGACGAUCUACAGGAAACCCGUUUAUCCUAAGACCGAUUAUUCGGAUCCCACAAACUACUACUCGAAUCCGUCAUACCACCACAUCCAUCGGAGGACGCGCAGAGAUCUCUAUUCGAAGAUCGAGAAGUUUUUCCAAGCACAAAGCAAGGAUGGCCGCGCCUGUUUGCUGAAGUCGGUGUGCGAAGUCAACCAAGCUCCUCCUGACAAAGGCACUUUCCUCGAGGAGAUCGUCAAAGUCAUAUUCAGAGCUAAGCCACACGAGGACCACGAGGAUGAGGACGAAUACGAUAAAGCCUCGAACAGGAUACACAACUGCACCGAACUCUAUCCAACGUGUCACUCCUCGGUUUGGAACAUUAUUUAA
Nicrophorus vespilloides is the source of this 858-nucleotide messenger RNA. RefSeq lists its product as uncharacterized. The record is from RefSeq and is a predicted model, not a curated record. The transcript has 4 exons. The coding region runs from base 1 to 858 and encodes 285 amino acids. Lineage: Eukaryota; Metazoa; Arthropoda; Insecta; Coleoptera; Silphidae.